UGCUCCCACCUGCCACAUCCUCCCCGUCCGUGUUGCUCCACUUGGUUGCUCCCACCUGCCACAUCCUCCCCGUCCGUGUUGCUCCACUUGGUUGCUCCCUGCUCGCGCGCCCCACGUGUCUGGGCGCCGCCAUGGCGUCCGUGCUGCGCACUCUCCGCACCCAUUGGAAGAAGAGCACCGUGGGGGGCGCGCUGUGCGUGUGGGGGGCCACCUGGGCUCACAAGCGGCACAAAGCAAGCCUUUUGCGAAGAGCUGCAUGCGAGGAAGCCUUGGUGUUUGGAAACGAACGGCUGUUUCUGACAGACGCCCCGAAGCGCAUCACCGUGUUCCUCAAUCCAGCAGCGAGCAACGGGAAGGCAAAAAACUUGUUUGACCUCAACGCCGCUCCGAUCCUUCACUUGGCGGGAUUUGAAGUCACUGUGGUCAAGACCGACCAUGAGGGGCAGGCGCAGGACCUGCUGGGGGUGCUGGACCGCACCGACGCCAUCGUGGUGGCCGGAGGGAACGGCACUCUGCUCGAGGUUGUUACGGGAAUGCUGAGAAGAGACGACGAGGCCGACUUCAGUAAGAUCCCCAUCGGGAUCAUCCCGCUCGGCAAAGUGAACACCGUCGGCGGCAUCGUUAACCUGCAGGAGGAGGACCAGGUCAGGAGAAUCACCAGCGCCGCGCUCGCCAUCGUCAGGGGGAGCACGGUACCCGUUGAUGUCCUUCAAGUCGUGGGCGUCAAGGGGAAGCCGGUGUACGCCCUCUCGGAGCUGCGCUGGGGGAACUACCGAGACGCUGAGGCCAGCGCCCCCAGGUACUGGUACCUUGGUCCCUUGAAGAAGGUGGCCUCCUACUUAUUGAGCACCUUCCAGGAGUGGCCUCCGAGCCGCCAUGCCCUCCUGUCGUACGCAGAGCCAGCGGAGAGGCCCGAGUAUGUGGAGGAAAGUCCUGGCCCAGUGCCACGGCCCUCCCUGUGGAGGAGAAUCUACAACAGAUUCCUUCGACUGCAGGAGAGUAAAGUGCCAGAGAAGCCAGUGGAGGAGACGCCGCAGACCGAGAUGGAGAUUUCUUCGAUGGAGGUGGUGAUCAGCAGCCUUAACGCCGUGCUCGAUCUGAAGAAGCCAGAUGCGGUGGACAUCGUUCUGAUGCCUUCCGCCGUCACAAAGAUGGACUUCCUUCGUGCAGGGAUGCGGAAGGAAAAUGCAGUCCGCGAGGACUCCACGAAGCUACAGGCCAAAGAGGUUUCUCUCAAGCCGCAGGUGCAGGGCGGCUGGUUCAGCAUCGACAGCGAGGAGUACGAGGCGAUGGACGUGCAGGUGCGCGUGCUGCCCUGGAAGCUGAAGCUCUUCUGCCACAGCUCCAUCCGUGACAAACUGCUGGUCGAAACUCUGCCGACUUUGUGAAAUUGUUCGCGUUUCGGUGUUUCUUUUACGAGCGUGAACAAAAUAAAAUCCGUACAAUUGA
Petromyzon marinus (sea lamprey) is the source of this 1449-nucleotide messenger RNA. RefSeq names its product acylglycerol kinase (gene AGK). NCBI's taxonomy places the organism in Eukaryota, Metazoa, Chordata, Hyperoartia, Petromyzontiformes, Petromyzontidae. Gene Ontology annotation, cellular component: membrane; mitochondrion; cytoplasm. Gene Ontology annotation, molecular function: acylglycerol kinase activity; ceramide kinase activity; ATP-dependent diacylglycerol kinase activity. The record is from RefSeq and is a predicted model, not a curated record. Gene Ontology annotation, biological process: phosphorylation; sphingosine biosynthetic process; ceramide biosynthetic process.